AGAGAUGAGGUCUCGCCAUGUUGCCCAGGCUGGUCUCAAACCCAUGGGCUCAGGCAAUCCCCUCACCUUGACCUCCCAAAGUGCUAGGAUUACAGGGAAAUUAUCGUUUCAUGAAACUCUUACUUACACGCAGAGCAAAUUGGAUGCAAAAGGACCUGGAAGAGAUGACUCCUUUGCAUUUGACUACCCGGCACAAGAGCCCUAAGUGUUUGGCGCUUCUGCUGAAGUUUAUGGCACCAGGAGAAGUGGAUACACAAGAUAAAAACAAGCAAACAGCUCUGCACUGGAGUGCCUACUACAAUAACCCUGAGCAUGUAAAACUGCUUAUCAAGCAUGAUUCCAACAUUGGCAUUCCUGAUGUUGAAGGCAAGAUCCCACUUCACUGGGCAGCCAACCAUAAAGAUGCAAGUGCUGUUCAUACAGUGAAGUGCAUUCUGGAUGCUGCUCCAACGGAGUCUUUACUGAACUGGCAAGACUAUGAGGGUCGAACACCUCUUCACUUCGCAGUUGCUGAUGGGAAUCUGACAGUGGUUGAUGUCUUGACCUCAUAUGAAAGCUGCAAUAUAACAUCUUAUGAUAACUUAUUUCGAACUCCACUUCACUGGGCAGCUUUACUAGGCCAUGCACAAAUUGUCCACCUCCUUUUAGAAAGAAAUAAGUCUGGAACUAUCCCAUCUGAUAGCCAAGGAGCCACACCCUUACACUAUGCAGCUCAGAGUAACUUUGCCGAAACAGUUAAAGUGUUCUUAAAACAUCCUUCAGUGAAAGAUGAUUCAGACCUGGAAGGAAGAACAUCUUUUAUGUGGGCAGCUGGGAAAGGCAGUGAUGAUGUCCUUAGGACUAUGCUGAGCUUAAAAUCUGACAUUGAUAUUAACAUGGCAGACAAAUACGGAGGUACAGCCCUACAUGCCGCUGCCCUUUCUGGUCAUGUCAGCACCGUGAAGUUAUUAUUAGAAAAUAAUGCUCAAGUAGAUGCUACUGAUGUCAUGAAACACACUCCACUUUUCCGAGCCUGUGAGAUGGGACACAAAGAUGUGAUUCAGACACUCAUUAAAGGUGGAGCGAGGGUAGACCUAGUUGAUCAAGAUGGACAUUCUCUUCUACAUUGGGCAGCGCUGGGAGGAAAUGCCGAUGUUUGCCAGAUAUUAAUAGAAAAUAAGAUCAAUCCAAAUGUGCAGGAUUACGCGGGAAGAACCCCUUUGCAGUGUGCUGCAUAUGGAGGAUAUAUCAACUGCAUGGCCGUGCUCAUGGAAAAUAAUGCAGACCCUAACAUUCAAGAUAAAGAGGGAAGAACAGCUUUGCACUGGUCCUGUAACAAUGGAUACCUUGAUGCCAUUAAAUUACUGCUAGACUUUGCUGCUUUUCCUAAUCAGAUGGAAAACAAUGAAGAGAGAUACACACCCCUUGAUUAUGCUUUGCUUGGGGAGCGCCAUGAAGUGAUCCAGUUCAUGUUGGAGCAUGGUGCCCUGUCCAUUGCAGCCAUACAGGACAUUGCUGCCUUCAAAAUCCAAGCUGUCUACAAAGGGUACAAAGUCAGAAAAGCCUUCCGAGACCGGAAAAAUCUCCUUAUGAAGCAUGAACAGUUGAGAAAAGAUGCUGCUGCCAAAAAGCGGGAGGAAGAAAACAAGCGAAAAGAGGCAGAACAGCAGAAAGGAAGACAGAGCCCAGAUUCUAGCAGACCCCAAGCUCCUCCCUGUGGAUCCAGCAUCCAGGAUGAGCCCAGCAAGCAGAGCUGGGCCCCAGGCAAGCAGCCUCCUGCUGGCAACACAGCUCAGGUCCCUGAGCCAAGAGACUGCAGAGGCUCUCCAGGAAGGUCUCCAGGCAGAGCCCCCCAGAAGGAGCAGUAUGCUUCCUCAGACCUGCAAGGAACAAACUCCAGAAAGCCAAAUGAUACAUCCAGAGAACAUUCUAAAGACCAAUCUGCCUGUGUCCACUUCAGACCCAGUGAAAGCAAUGAUGGAAACAGGCAUCCAGGAGUCUCCUCUGUUGAGAAGUCCAGAGGUGAGACAGCUACUGAUCAGCGGUGUGGAAAGGGGAAAGGCUUCUUGAAGCAGCCCUCCUGUAUCAGGGUGGCUGGCCCUGAUGAGAAAGGAGAGGACUCCAAUAGGGCAGCUGCAAGCCUUCCACAGCAGAAUGGCCCCUGGAAGCCCAGCAGGCAGCAUGACACAGCACCCAAAGCCAAAUGUGUCCCCCAGAGAAGACGCGUUCAAGAGCUCAAAGGAGGAAGGGGCUCCCCGGCUGGUUCUAGCCGACCUGGCAGUGCCAGGGGAGAGGUGGUCCAUGCUGGGCAGAAUCCUCUCCACCAUCGCACACCAAGAAACAAGAGGACACAGACCAAGCUGGCAGGAGGGGUCUGUUCAGAUUUGCCAUGGAGCACAGAGGAGUUGAGGUCGGGAUCCAGGAAGCUGGGGACAUCCACCCUGCCUGAGGACGUUCAGGUAUCUAAGGAGACUGAACUGGCACCUGGUUCCCUCUCUGGGCAGAGCAUGAAUAUUGACCUUCUCCCUGUAGAGCUCCGACUCCUGAUAAUCCAGCGAGAAAGAAGUAGGAAAGAGCUAUUCCGCAAAAAGAACAAGGCAGCAGUGAUCAUCCAGUGUGCCUGGCGAAGCUACCAGCUCAGGAAGCACCUGUCCCAUCUUCUACAUAUGAAGCAGCUUGGAGCUGGAGAUGGGGACAGAUGGAACCAAGAGUGUGCAGCACUGCUCCUCCAGGUUUGGAGGAAGGAACUGGAAUUUAAACUCCCAGAGACCAUCACAGUACACAAGACCCCCAAGAGUCCACCCAAGGGCAUCUCAGGCCCAAAGUCCACCAAGCACUCAGUGCUCAAGCAAAUCUAUGGUUGUUCUCAAGAAGGGAAAGUACAUCAUCCCACAAGAUCUUCAAAAGCCCCUUCUGCGCUGCAUCUCAAUUCAGUGAGCAACUUGCAGUGUAUACAUCUCCCUGAGAACAGUGGAAGAUCAAAGAACUUUUCUUAUAACCUGCAAUCAGCAACUAAAUCAAAAAACAAAACAAAGCUUCGACUGCCUGUGGAGGAAGACUGUGUACGGGGGAGCUGGAAAACCUAGUGCAGAGUUCUCUCUGCUGAUUAUCUCUUACAUUGUGGGAAAACUUUAAUAUCCAUGCCUGAAAACUUACUGGCCUAAAAAUGUAGUAAC
Molecule: messenger RNA, 3155 nt
Organism: Carlito syrichta (Philippine tarsier)
Lineage: Eukaryota; Metazoa; Chordata; Mammalia; Primates; Tarsiidae
Gene: INVS
Product: inversin
Exons: 15
Coding region: 111-3065 (984 amino acids)
Biological process (GO): protein localization to ciliary inversin compartment
Cellular component (GO): ciliary inversin compartment
Molecular function (GO): protein binding
Source: RefSeq, a predicted model, not a curated record